Messenger RNA from Penaeus chinensis, 1254 nucleotides. RefSeq names its product transcription factor Sp5-like. Gene Ontology annotation, biological process: regulation of transcription by RNA polymerase II. NCBI's taxonomy places the organism in Eukaryota, Metazoa, Arthropoda, Malacostraca, Decapoda, Penaeidae. The transcript is spliced from 5 exons. Gene Ontology annotation, molecular function: RNA polymerase II cis-regulatory region sequence-specific DNA binding; DNA-binding transcription factor activity, RNA polymerase II-specific. Bases 1 to 1254 code for a protein of 417 amino acids. The record is from RefSeq and is a predicted model, not a curated record.
AUGAACGAAUUCGCGACAAGGUGUGAAUCGGUGACCCCCAUGAGAGGUAAAUGUCAGCAUCACUUUUCGCUGCUCAUCGCUAGCACUACAAUCAGCAUUGUCAGGAUGUUUGCCUGUGGUACACUGACAGAGUCUCGGCUUCCUCACUGGUCAGUCAUGAGUGCUAACAACGCUUUCAACAGCACAAGCAACUUCACUUCCUUCCAUCAACAGGCUUUACCCUUAUCACCGCCACCCGAACCUCGCCCUGCACAUUUUGGACACAUGUCAACGCCCACUUCAUAUAACGGCGUAAGUGGUGCUCCCAACCCGUACCUUCAGCAUCACUACAACGCCUUCGCCAACGGCAUCGCAACGCCCAUGCUCUCUCCUCCGGCCGAGAAACCCGUCACGCCCCCGAAGGAACCGCACACAUCCACCUGGUGGAACAAUGCCGCUUAUGCUACUCCGCCGUCACAUGCUGCUUCCAACUACCACUUUCACCGUCACCAGUUAGACAGCCUUGGACUGGGUGGCGUGGCACACACCAACAUCGCCGCCGCUCUCCUCUCCGCUCAAUCAUCGGUCAGUGUUCGGCGUUGUCGACGAUGCCGUUGUCCUAACUGCCAGGAUACUUUGAGAGACAAUUCAUCUACCAAGAAGAGGGAGCACAUCUGUCAUGUUCCAGGAUGUGGCAAGGUCUAUGGCAAGACUUCUCAUCUGAAGGCACAUCUACUCUCACAUAGUGGAGAACGCCCCUUCGCGUGCAACUGGAUCUUCUGCAACAAGGCCUUUACUCGAUCCGACGAACUUCAGCGCCAUCUGCGAACGCAUACCGGUGAAAAACGUUUCCAGUGUGAGGAGUGUGGAAAACGUUUCAUGCGUUCUGAUCACCUGAACAAGCACGUCAAGACUCACGAGAACCGACGUGCCCGUGUUGCUUCUGCUUCUCCUCCCCAAGGUGACGACGUUGACGUAGAACUGUGUGAUGAUGAGAUGGAGGAGUUUCUUUCCGUUACUCUUCCAGACUCUCCCGUGUCUGAAGCGGAAUUUCAGGAGCCUAAUGAUGUGAACCUUAGACCUGUAACUUCUAAAUCAAUGUCACCUAAAUUCUAUCUUGUCGAAGGUGACGACGUUGACGUGGAAUUGUGUGAUGAGAUGGAAGAGUUUCUCUCUGUUACUCUUCCAGAUUCCCCCGUGUCUGAAACAGAUUUUCGAGAGGUUAAUGAUAUAAUGGGGAAUUCUGAGAACCACAUCGUCAACCAGUUUCGAUGA